AGAUUACUGAUCCUUGCCCCCGUUCUCUCUCAGUAACUCAAGAUGAAGAUGUAACCUAUUCUGAGGUGAAACCUACCAACCAUACCUCCUCCUGCACAGUGUCCCACUGUGGCUCCGCAGACCACAGCGACCAUUAGCAGCAGUUUGGCAGCAAUGGCAGCAUCUACAGUCUCCAAAGAUUCAGAGGGUAUAUACACUGAACUGGCCUCCACACAACAAGAUGUAUACAGCACUCUGGGCCACACCACACUCAACAGCUCAAGAGCUCAGCACACAAAGAAAAGCGGACAAAGCUCACACCCCUACAGGCUGGCUGCAGUGUGUCUGGGGCUGCUGUGUGCUCUCUUAUUGGCUGCCACAAUAGUCCUGUGUGUCCUCUAUACAAACCAGUCUGGGAAAUAUUCAAUGCUGGAGAGAGGCCAGGAGGAGCUCAGAGCCAAUAGCAGCACCUUGAAGAGAGUGUACAAGCCCUGUCCACAGGGCUGGGAGCAGUUUUCUUCCAAGUGUUACUACUUCUCCAUGGAGAGGAAGAGCUGGAAGGACAGUCACAGUGACUGCAUUAAAUGGGCAGCUGACCUGGUGAUUAUAGAGAGUCAAGAGGAACAGGAGUUCAUCACCAAAUACAUACAAGAUUAUUACUGGAUUGGACUGAGUGACUUAGAAACAGAGGGCACCUGGCUCUGGGUGGAUGGAACCCUCCUACAGAAAAACUACUGGAAGAGUGGAGAACCAGAUGAUCGUAACCAGCUAAACAGUUAUAUAUACAGACCCGCAGACUGUGCAGUUACUUACCCUGGUAAGAAUCUAUGGAUGGACGCAAGCUGCCAUUUGUCCAUCCGCUUCAUCUGUGAGACUGAUGCUCUGCUCCCUUAAUUGCCAAUGAUGUAAAAUUGAUGUCGAAUGGGAAAUCCAUUUUUGUACCAUGACAGUUUUAACCAUUUCCUUGGCUGAAAAUAUCAAAAUAAACAGAACUGUGGCAGUGUUUGAGUGGUGUGUCAUCAAAGCGCUCAGUGCCUGGAGAGAAAUCCUGUCAUCUUGAUAAGAUAUUUGUUUGCACUCCAUUCCUAUGAAAGCUGUGGUUAUGAAUCAGAUUUUGAAGAAAAGUUAUGCGAUUAAACUUGGAUAUGAAUUUGUGUAUUCUUAGAUUAACUGAAAUGCUACAUGCUACUUAAAUGGAAUUGGUUCAGUGAGACAAAUGCUGUGCUCCCCAAUGUAACAUUCAUUAUUGCAAAUAUUUUGUAUGCAGAGAAAGAGGUUAGUGCUACUGUUGGGAAUACAUGGAGUAUACAUACUGCUAUUUUAACUAGAUGUGCCUGUGAGACUAAUCUUUAUUAAAUGCAGCGGAAUUACUGUACAAAAGCCUAUACAUUUUACAGUAUUAAAUAUUAUUAUACAGUAUUUUCAGCUAUAACAUUAUUAGUUCUGUGAAUAUGGACAUAUGUAUAAAUAAUCAUAAAUCCUUAUUAGCACUAUAAGUUUACUGUAGUACACAACAGCAAUCACCGUGCUACAAAAGUGGAUGUGUUAUGAGCUCAUUGUGUCAAAGCAUCUGCUAAUACAAAGAGCUCUUAGUACUUUUAAAAAUGAGUAUGUCACUAAAACGUGCUUAGAUGUUGCUCUCUAAACAGGGGCUGUGACGCAAAACCAUAAACCAGAUGUACCCGCAAAAUGGUUCUGUAUG
Conger conger (European conger) is the source of this 1681-nucleotide messenger RNA. Its product is annotated as CD209 antigen-like protein C. The record is from RefSeq and is a predicted model, not a curated record. Bases 154 to 873 code for a protein of 239 amino acids. NCBI's taxonomy places the organism in Eukaryota, Metazoa, Chordata, Actinopteri, Anguilliformes, Congridae. The transcript has 7 exons.